UUCUUAGCGCAACUGGGACAGCUAUGCAAUAUUAUCUGCCAUUAAUAUUAUGUCUUAUUGUAAUCAUUGUAAUAUACAAUGUUUACUACUUUUAUUGUACAUACAGGCAACGCAAAGAAAGCAACGAAAUAGUUUCGCCUCUAAUAAUGAUGAAUACGGAAUUAGUACCUUUAAAUAAAAUACCUUUUGGGUGCACUCAACUAAAUUUGCUGAACCCUCCUAGAUUGCAAUUUAAUUCAGACGAAUUUGCGUUGACAAUAAUAAAAAAAAAUCAAAUUAUCCAAACAAAGUUUCUAGGUAGCGGCGCAUUUGGUAAUGUAUAUCAAGGAAUUAUCAAAGAUUUUGAAGGAUCGGACACAACACCAGUUGCGAUAAAAAUGCUAAAAAAAGAAGCUUCUUCGAAAGAGAAAAAGGAAUUCUUGAAAGAGGCUAAACUUAUGAGCCACUUUCGACAUGAAAAUGUGCUAAGAAUAUUAGGCAUUUGUAUGGACACGGAUUCACCGUUGCUUAUGACGGAAUUAAUAGAACCUGGUGACUUAUUGAAUUAUUUAAGAAAUAAUGGAACAUUGCAAUCGUCAGAUUCGCGCGCAUUGGGUCUGCAAGACUUGCUUGCCAUGUGCGAAGAUGUUGCUCGAGGCUGUGUGUACUUAGAAAGACAGCAAUUUGUGCAUAGAGAUCUCGCGUGUCGAAAUUGCUUAAUAUCCGUAAGAAAUCAUGGAAACCGUAUUGUGAAAAUCAGCGAUUUUGGACUAGCUAGAGAUAUUUAUUCAGAUCACUAUUACCGUACGGUAAAUACAAUUAUUUGAGAGAGCUAAAACUUUUAUUCUAUUUUUUUAU
Molecule: messenger RNA, 837 nt
Organism: Nylanderia fulva
Lineage: Eukaryota; Metazoa; Arthropoda; Insecta; Hymenoptera; Formicidae
Source: RefSeq, a predicted model, not a curated record